Messenger RNA from Rhipicephalus microplus (southern cattle tick), 1878 nucleotides. RefSeq names its product venom metalloproteinase BumaMPs1. Gene Ontology annotation, biological process: membrane protein ectodomain proteolysis. NCBI's taxonomy places the organism in Eukaryota, Metazoa, Arthropoda, Arachnida, Ixodida, Ixodidae. The record is from RefSeq and is a predicted model, not a curated record. Gene Ontology annotation, molecular function: metalloendopeptidase activity.
UUGUGUUCGUUGUCUUCAUCGAAUGCAGUUCGGUGUUAACAUACGUGAGCAGCAAAGGACGACAUUGAGCGUGUUAUUGAUUUCUGCAUUCGGUCAUCAUGCGCUUAGUAGGCUUGGUCAUACUCAUAAUACUUCCUUCAGAAGGCUCCGAAACGCCUAGGCGUGUUUACCCGAGGCUCCUUGAAGAGCGGUCGUCAGAUGGACGCAUCGCUAUGCGCAUUCACGAGGGCCUCACGCUGAACUUGAGACGGGCCACGGUUGCGGCACCAAAGGUUCGCGUAUUGGCGGAGGAAAACGGCAGAGCUGUAACGCAGUUUUAUGACGGUGAAGACAUCAACAAGAAUCUGUACGAAGAUGAAGUGCAACUCGCCACCGUAGAAGUAAUCAAGAGUGCUAAGGGAGUGAGCAUGAGAGGGCUUGUAGGUCCUCAUCACAGGAUUCAACCAAUGCCUGUCUCGGAAAGGUCGGAAGAAGACACCAUUCCCCACAUGAUCUACAAGAUCGACGCAGACGAUAUGCUGGAUAAGACCCUAAAGACCACAGAAAGAAGUCUAGCAAAGAUAAGCGAAAGGGCCUAUGGACGCCCGACGCCGGUUCCUGAUACCAUCUAUGUCGAAGUAUUUAUUGUUACAGGAAAGCGUCAUAUCGCUUAUUACAAGGAAACAACGUAUCUGAUAUGGUACGCUUGUGUCAUGGUCAACUUUGCAAACCUGAGACUUGAAGCGAUUACCAAUCCUAAGGUCAAACUAGUACUCGUUGGUUUGGAAAAAGAUGAGAAAGAACCAUAUGCUGUCGUAACUGACGAUGGAUAUUUGUUUGACGAAUUGACAAUUAAAGAAUUUCAACGCUACGCCGUGAAGCGCAAGGAUGACUUUGGUCGGCCGGACACAGUAUUUCUACUGUCAGGAUACGAUGUGAUCACUGUACAUGAAGGUCGACUUACUGAAGCUGGGUUAGGAAUCGGCUUUCUAUCGGGAAUUUGUACUAAUGCCUACGUAGCACUCGGAGAAGACAAACCGGGACUGUUCACCGGCGCACACACAUUCACCCAUGAGCUUGCUCAUCUCCUCGGAGCAAGCCACGACGGAGAAGAUGCGAAGUCGGACGUGCCCGGGCAUCCGAGCGCUACGACAUGCCCGUGGAAGCAAGGUUUCAUCAUGAGCUACGUCAACAAUGGCCUUCACAUCAUCAAUUCUCUCACUGCAGCGUGACGCAGAUAAGACACGUGCUGACUUACAGGGGGCCAACAUGCUGGGCUUUCAAUGGAAGCGGCUACUCUAUGAAGGGCACGUAUCCGGGGAUGGUGGUUUCGUUCGAGCAAUUCUGCAUGGGCCUCCUAAGUAACAAAGCAAACACCACGAUUAGGAAUGUCACAGUGGAAAUAGCGACGUGUAAAGUGGUGUGCACGUACACGAGGCGCAUAUAUAGCCUUUAUGACGAAAGCGGAUAUCAGAGGAUGUUCCAAAUGAAAGACGAUGCUCUCGACUACAUGCCGUGCGGGAAUUACGAGGUGUGCAUUCAAGGUUACUGUGUACCAAAGCCAACAGACGUGACAGAUGCAUCGAAAGUUUCCGAUAAUGUUACGCCAACUACUACUACUACUACUACUACUACUCAAGGCACAACCGAAGAGUCGGGGACAGAUAGUUCUUUCGGAACGUCAACUGAAUGUAAAUGUGAUUGCCUCAGCACAACAGGCACUACCCCCACAGGCAGUACCCCAACACGCACAGCCACAACACGCACAGCCACAACACUCACGCCAUCAAGCAAGAGACCCAGAUUUUUCAAACAUAGACCAUGGAGCCAGGUUAAGUAUGUCUGAGGAAAUAAUGAAAACAAUCUUCCAAUAAAGCCUAUUGCGUUCUCAAACUGUGA